AUGUUUGAGAUUAUCAUACUUUGUCAUCUAAUCUUAUCAAUUGUUGCACAGGAUAUAUCAGUAUUAUAUCAUAACCUUAACACGGACGUAAUAUUAGAAAAUAAUAAAUGGAAAGAUGAAUGCAGUCAAAAUGCAUUAAAACAAUUGCCAUCACAAUGUUCACAAGGAAUUGAAACGUUAUCACCAUCACAACAAAAGGAAAUAGCAUUAGAAUUAUCAAUCUGUGAAUUUGAAAAUGCUGGUAUAGAUUAUCCAUUAAAUUGUAAUGAACAAAUCAGAAAAUUAAGUAUUGAUCAAUGUAUAAAAAGUUUGGAAAACUCCCCUCAAUUUUGGACAACUUAUAGUGGAAAUUACAGAAACAUAAAAGAUAUUUGUCAUCAAAUUAGUUUACCCUUUGAAAAAGAUCAAAUUUUGGAGGUUUAUAGAAACAUCACCAACGUUUAUCAAAAUGUCAUGGAUGAUUUACAAAAAUCACAUCAAUACAAUAAGGAUAUUCAAGAUCAUAUUGAAAAAAAAUUUGAUAAGAUUUUUAAAGUAGUUGAUCAAGUGAUGAAGGACAAAGAAAAAGAAAAAUCAGAAAUGAAUAAAACCUAUAAUAUCUUUCAUGAAAAUUUUGAAUUAUCCAUGAAGAAGGCAUUAGUAGUUAUUGGCAAUUCUUAUGAUGGUGUUAAUACAAACAUUAAUGAAAUGAGUGCUCAUUUAAAUUAUUUUUCAAAUGAGUUAUUAAAUGUUUAUAAAUUAAUCCAACAAGAAAGAGAAGAACUAGAACUACAACAGUUUUCAAUCAUAAAUAAUAAUAAACAAAUACUAAAUCAACAAGAGUCAGUGAUGGAUCAAAUCUCAGCCAUUAAGAAAGAAACAAAAGAUUUGCAAGACUCAUCCAAUAAUUUAGGUAAUACUAUUAACAGCCUGCUUCUGUUUUCAUCAUUUCAGUUAAAUGCUUUCAACUCAUUAUUACUGCAAAAUAUUGAUGAUUUACAAUCACAAAAGUUAAUAAUCAAAGAUCAUUCAAUGCAUGUCAUUAAUGACAUAUCACAACUCUUAAUAGAAUAUUUGAACAAUUCAAGUCAGACAAUAUUGGAUUCAUUUGAAUUAGCUUUACAAGACAGUCUACAUAAUUUAGAUACCAAAAUUAUGAAUACUGAAAAAUCAAUAGCUUUAGUUAAUGGAAGAAUUGAAGCAUUUUUAGGUAUAAUCUCCAGUUCAACAAAGUUUUUAACGUCAAUACCUCAAAGAGUGCUCAGAUUUGUUCCCAUAUUCAGUGUAUUUGGUAUUUUGCUCAAAAUAUUACUAGUUUUAGUUGUAUAUUGGAUUAUGUUACUGCUCAAACCAUUUUGGAAAGUACUUAAACUAAUAAUUAGAGGUAGUUCAACUUUAGUUUUACCACUGUUAAUUGGUGUUGUUGCUGCUACAAUUAGUUUAAAACUAAUAUAUUCAUUGAGGGUUAUAAAUAGUAUUGAAUAG
Lodderomyces jiufengensis is the source of this 1464-nucleotide messenger RNA. It is a transcript of the gene KAR5, whose product is annotated as Kar5p. The transcript has a single exon. The coding region runs from base 1 to 1464 and encodes 487 amino acids. Lineage: Eukaryota; Fungi; Ascomycota; Pichiomycetes; Serinales; Debaryomycetaceae. The record is from RefSeq and is a predicted model, not a curated record. Gene Ontology annotation, cellular component: endoplasmic reticulum membrane. Gene Ontology annotation, biological process: karyogamy involved in conjugation with cellular fusion; nuclear membrane fusion involved in karyogamy.